UUGAGUUACGUAGUAUGAGUUUGCCGGCAAGCCGCCAUUAAAAUUAUCAAAGUCACAACAUAUCGAUAUAAAAGAAUCGUGUACUCAUUCAUUUCUUCGUGCAAGAUACAUUGAUAAUUAGUAAUUUAUUGUUAUGCUUUCGCAUAUCACAUUACAAGCAUACUUCAUAAAUAUUAUCUCAUUGUGAAGAAAAAAAAGUGCUAUUUUAACUUUCAAAUUAUAAAUUUAAACGAAGAAUUAAUUUUUUUAAAUACUUGUAUCAAUAUUAUUUGAUGCAAUGGAAAGGUGUUAUUUUAUGGGUAAUAACCAAAAAACCAUUUUUGAAUGGAAAAUAGGCGACUUUCCUUUACUUAUGAAAUAUUCGAUGUACAAAGAAGACGCCCAUACGAUCACAUCACCGGACUUUCCAACUGAUGGGAAAUCCAAGUGGGAAUUACAAUUAAAGUUAAAUAAUAAUAAAGAGUCGGCUCUCAAAGAAUGGAUAUCAAUAUCCCUAAACUCAAGAUCCACUGGUGAUACCCACUUAUUCAAAAUAAAAUAUUCGCUAUCUAUUUUAGAUGAUAAAAAAGAAAAAAAGUUUAAACAAAAGUCAUUUCAGGUUAUCAGAAAAAUGGAUACACUUAAUAUUCUAAAAUUUCUUGAAGUAAAACAAUUAUUCGAAAUGAAGGAUAAAUUAUUACCUGAUAAUGAAUUAACAAUAUGCAUUAAGAUUACCGAGUUUACUGAACCUACUCAUGUUGACUCACCCAUAAUUAAAAUUCCUUUAAAAACUUCGGAUCAUAAAAUUGUCCACGAUUUAAAAGAUCUUUUUGAUAGUAGAGCAGGAAGUGAUGUUGUUCUAGUUGUGGGUGAUAAGAAAAUUCCAGCUCACAAAACUUUGCUGAUGAGUCGAAGCCCUGUGUUUUCUGCGAUGUUUACACAUCAGCUGAAAGAAAACAAAGAAAAUGAAGUUACCAUUCCUGAUAUGGAUCCUGAUGUAUGUGAGAAGCUGUUAGAAUUUAUUUAUACGGACAAUGUGACUAAACUUGAUGGAGUUUCUGAACGUUUAUACGAAGUAGCAGAUAAAUAUCAGAUACCAACUCUUAAAGAGUCGUGUGAGGAAUCUCUCUGUAAAAACGUGAAUGUCGAAAAUGCCGUUCAAUAUCUCGUUUUACUUGACCGUCACCAUACUGAUGAACGAUUUUUUAAGUAUAUCGUUGAUUUCAUGGCAAUAAAUUCAAAAAAAAUUUCCAAAACCUCCAAAUAAACAGCCUUAAAAAACUAAUACAGAAUAACUAUUAACUGUUAGUAACAAAAAUUUGCAGUAUUAAAUAAAAAAACAGAUCAACAUCUUGGUAAUUCAAUACUGUGACAUAAACUGGAUAUUUUUAAAUUUAUUACUAUCAGUUACAAUCCAUAAUUUUGACCUUAAUUUAAAUCUUAUUUUUACUUUUUUUUAAUUAUCCUCAUUUUAUAAUAACAUUUACGAUAAUUAUAUCAAUUAUUCCAAUAUAAUCAUUAAUAUCUGCUAGUUCAUGUUCAUA
Molecule: messenger RNA, 1523 nt
Organism: Microplitis mediator
Lineage: Eukaryota; Metazoa; Arthropoda; Insecta; Hymenoptera; Braconidae
Product: speckle-type POZ protein-like
Exons: 2
Coding region: 278-1246 (322 amino acids)
Biological process (GO): proteasome-mediated ubiquitin-dependent protein catabolic process; regulation of proteolysis
Cellular component (GO): cytoplasm; nucleus
Molecular function (GO): ubiquitin protein ligase binding
Source: RefSeq, a predicted model, not a curated record